AUGAUGUUGAUUCUUCCAGCACUGUUGGUCGCAGUAAUACUUCUAGCAAGAUGGUAUUCCAAGCCUAGGACGAUCCCCGCCUACAAAGGCGAGGGCUUCUUCUCCUUCCUCAGCGACGCCCACGACUACGCAGUCAAGCCCAUCUCGCUCAUCCGUCGAGCUCAAUCCCAAUGCGGUAACAUCUUCUCGAUUCAGAUCCUAACGGUCCACAAUGUCUGGCUUCGUGGAAAUGAGCUCAACAAGGCUUAUCUCGACAUGCCCGAGAAGGCUUGGUCUUUCGGCCACGGAAUGGGAAUAUUUCUCAACAAGAUACUCGACCCUGGAUACAUGGAUAAUAUCAGGGUCAUGGUCGGCUCCCUCAGCCGGUACAUCAACCGCGCCACGGCUCAGGCGCACAUGGCCAAGUGUACCGUGGAGGAGACGCACCGCUGCGCACUUGAGUGGACGACCAAGACCGAUGUGGAGCUCUUUGACGGCGUGUCCGAAUUGACGCACAAGGUCAUUGUCAGAACGUUGAUGGGCGAUGACUUUUACGAGUCGAGCGAAGAGCUCUUGGGCUUAUUGCACGCGAUGGAGUCCGAUAUUGGCAGCAUCUGGUCCUUUGUGCUGCCCGACUGGGUGCCUCACCCCCCGGCGAGGAGGUUGCAUCGCGCUCGUGAGCGCGUGAAGGAGAUCUUUUGGGAAAAGCUUAGCCAGCGACACGUCGCGGCGAAGAACGGUGACCUCGAGACUGACCUGCCGGACUACAUCACGCACACGCUGCACGAACAGAGCAUGGCGCCUUUGAGGCACUUUCUUCCUUCUCAUCACACUGUUUUGAUGUUUGCUGCUCACACUUCCACAGUCGCUGCGAUCUCGUGGGUCGUGGUAUGCCUUUUACGCCAUCCCGAUGUCAUGGCAGCCGUGAAGAGAGAUGCCCGUAACGGAAAUACAGACUCGGCGCUUCUACAGGCCUGUAUCAAGGAGACGAUGCGCUACUAUGCAGGCAUGAAGUGCCUCCGUCUCGCGAUGCAGGAAGUACCUGUCCCAGGUACGGAUAUUAUCGUGCCAAAGGGCUCAGUUGUGUCCAUCUCGCCCUACUUGACACACCAUGACCCCGCCAAUUAUCCGAACCCGGACACCUGGAUGCCCGGACGUUGGCUCAAUGCCGAGAACAAGCUUGUUAACCUCGAAGAAAAGGACGGCAACAGUGUGAAGAGCAUGCUGUUUGGCGGCGGCAGCCAUCGAUGUCCAGGAGAGAAGAUGGCCAUGAUCAUUGUGACGCAGACCUUAACGACGCUGUUGCGGUCCUACGAUAUUACCUGGGCUUCGCCGGACCAGCCUCGGACUGUUGACUUUGAAGACCUCGAUUUUGACAAGGUUGGCUCCCCUUGGCUGAAGGGUGACUUGAAAGUGAAGGUUUCUAGGAGAAAGUGGCCCGAGAUUAUGGCGGGAUGUUGA
Colletotrichum abscissum is the source of this 1440-nucleotide messenger RNA. RefSeq lists its product as uncharacterized. Gene Ontology annotation, molecular function: oxidoreductase activity, acting on paired donors, with incorporation or reduction of molecular oxygen; heme binding; monooxygenase activity. Bases 1 to 1440 code for a protein of 479 amino acids. Lineage: Eukaryota; Fungi; Ascomycota; Sordariomycetes; Glomerellales; Glomerellaceae. The record is from RefSeq and is a predicted model, not a curated record. The transcript has 4 exons.